This is a messenger RNA of Hirundo rustica (Barn swallow), 4129 nucleotides long. RefSeq names its product mitogen-activated protein kinase kinase 3 (gene MAP2K3). Gene Ontology annotation, biological process: MAPK cascade; protein phosphorylation. The transcript has 13 exons. Lineage: Eukaryota; Metazoa; Chordata; Aves; Passeriformes; Hirundinidae. Gene Ontology annotation, molecular function: ATP binding; MAP kinase kinase activity. Bases 463 to 1509 code for a protein of 348 amino acids. The record is from RefSeq and is a predicted model, not a curated record.
UCCGGCUCUCCGGCAGCUCCCGGAGCUGGAGCUGGCUCCCCACCAGUUUCCUGUUGACGUCACCUGCUAUUUCUCCGCUGCAGUUUUUACAACUGUCGAGCUUUCCAGGGUAAUCGGAGCCCGGUCCGGCCAACCUCGGCAGCUGCCGAUGAGGGAACGCGGCUCUGCCUUCCCCGAUCCUCCCCGCUCGCCUUCGCUGCUGCUCCCAGCCUUGGGGACCCCUGGGGUUUGGGGACACCGGGCGAGGAGGGCUCUGUGAAGCCGGGCGGCUGCUCGGGGCCAUGCAUUCCCACUGAAAAGAAUCAUCGGCGCUUGCAAAGAAUUGCCGUGCGCUGGAUCCUGCGGGGGAAUUUUUUUUUUUUUUUUUUUUGCUUUUGCUCCCCCCCCCCUCCCUCCUCCAGUCCGCCCCCAUCCCUCUCUUCUGCCAGCCUUGCCGACGCUGCUCUUCAUUUCUGGGAAACCAUGGACAAGAAGCAAGAUUCCAAAGGAUCCUUGGAGCCACACAAACCAGUGAAAAGCAAGAAGAAACGGGAUCUGAGGAUAACAUGUGUCCCCAUCAAACCACCCGUUGCCAACACGACGCCCCCGAGGAACUUGGACUCCAGGGCGUUCAUUACCAUUGGAGAUAAAAACUUCGAGGUGGAAGCUGAUGACCUGGUGACCAUUUCGGAGCUGGGCCGUGGGGCCUACGGCGUGGUGGAGAAGGUCCGGCACGCGCAGAGCGGCACCAUCAUGGCCGUGAAGAGGAUUCGAGCCACUGUGAACACUCAGGAGCAGAAGAGGUUGUUGAUGGACCUGGACAUCUCCAUGAGGACAGUUGACUGCUUCUACACUGUCACCUUCUACGGAGCCCUCUUCCGUGAGGGUGACGUGUGGAUCUGCAUGGAACUCAUGGACACCUCCCUAGAUAAAUUCUACAAGAAAGUACUGGAGAAGAAGAAAACCAUCCCUGAAGACAUUUUGGGGAAAAUGGCUGUGUCUAUUGUACGAGCUCUGGAGCACCUGCACAGUAAACUGUCAGUAAUCCAUAGAGACGUGAAACCUUCCAACGUGCUGAUCAACAAGGAGGGGCACGUGAAGAUGUGCGACUUUGGGAUCAGUGGUUACUUGGUGGACUCCGUUGCCAAGACCAUGGAUGCUGGCUGCAAACCCUACAUGGCUCCAGAAAGAAUAAACCCUGAGCUGAACCAGAAGGGCUACAACGUGAAGUCGGAUGUCUGGAGCCUCGGGAUCACGAUGAUUGAGCUGGCCAUUCUCCGCUUCCCGUACGAGUCCUGGGGGACGCCCUUCCAGCAGCUCAAGCAGGUGGUGGAGGAGCCCUCGCCCCAGCUGCCCCCUGAACGCUUCUCCAAGGAGUUUGUGGACUUCACAGCACAGUGCUUAAGGAAGAACCCAGCUGAGCGAAUGAACUAUUUAGAACUUAUGGAGCACCCUUUCUUUACCUUGCACGACACCAAAGAGACUGACAUGGCCUCCUUCGUGACAGAGAUCCUCGGGGAGGACUCCUAACUCCCAGCUGCCAGCUUCCUGCAGCCCCUGCAUCCCGGCUUCCCCCAGGACAGCCAGCCAGGGCUCCACUUCAAGGUGGUUUGCACAAAUCACAAAAUCGAACCUGGGGACAUCUCUGGCCCCAUCCCGCCUCGAAAUCGCUUUUCUCCUUGCCCCGAGGAAAAAAAAAAUCCCCCCAGGAGGAGCCUUUUGAAGCCAACAGCUUCCCAGCUAAGCCAAGGACUCUGAAGGCUCGGGAGGUGCCGGAGAGGAGCAGUGCCUGAGCAGGCAGAGGCCACCUCCCCUCCCCAGCACAGGGGAGUGUGUGUGUUUGCUGCCAGGGGAAGACAGAGAAUCAGUGCUGCUGUGCUUCUCCCACUCCUCUCCUCCCUGCCCAAAGCCCUUUCCCGGGCUCUGGUGUCACUGACCUUCCCCCUGUGCCUGGCUCUCCGUCCCCAGGAGCCCACGCAGCUUUAGGGGCUCGUGGGGCUCCCUGGGCUGCUGCUCACACCAGAGGUUUUCAGUUUUACUGCCUGGCUCGACACCUCAAGGACCCUCUGAGGCAGCACCAGCUCGGGCAUCCCUCUCCCUCAGUCCCUGCUGCUCCCCUGAGGCCGAGGUGGAAAAGGCAUUUUUCCAGGAGCCCACGCCGUCCCCACGGGACUUCACCCAGCGUCCCUCCCUUCCCUGGUGGGCACAAGGUGAUGGAGACGCAGCAGGUGCCCCGUGCUGCCUCUCCUCCCUGGGCUGGGAGGGCACAUCCCUGCUCCAGGCAUCGCCAUCCUCAGCCCUGGCUGCCUCCACCUUCCCUGGCUCCCCGAGGAGCCGCUGCUCCCUCCGCUUCCCACCGCUGGAGCUGAUGUCAGACCUCUCACUGUGCCACCCGCUCCUUGCAGAGGCUCAGCUCGCACCCAGCGUCCCAAACUGUGCCCAGCCCCUGCGGGUGCCAGCGAGAGCCAAACCCCAGUGCCGGGCCCGGGGCUGCUCGCACUUGUACAGUUGAUGUCUGUGUAUAAUGGACUUUGUAACGCGUUGCCUAGGUUUGAUCUAACUCGCUAUAAAUGAGAGCCCUUCUGUGUGGGAGGAGGGAGGAGCAGUUCCUUCUCUGCUGACAAAUCCACUGUGAAAACCUGAUGUGUUUCCCCGUGCUCCCAAGCCCCAGGAGCCGGGGGAGCAAGGAGGGGUUUCUGGCUUCUACUGUACGUGAUCACGGAUAAACGCGCCGGCUGUGGAUUUUGGUUUUGUGGGUUUUUUUUGGUUUUUUUUAAAUAAUUGAGUUUUUCCGAAGGAUUUUUUUUUUUUUUUUUUCUUUUCUAAUAUAUAUUUGUGUGUGUGUAUGUGUGCUCUAUAUAUAUUAUAUAUUUUUAAAUCAAUGAUGAAUGUGUGGAUGUCUAUGUGGCCAGCAGAUCUGGCGUAAUAACAUUUUUCUGGCUAAAUUUGGGCACGUGGGGAAGGGGUCACUUAGAAAACACUCUGGCUUAAGAUUGCCUUUUUUUUUUUUCUUUCUUUUUUUAAAGAAAUGCUUCUAUUUUUUAACUGAAUCUUUUAAAAAUGUUAUUCCUGAAAUUCAUGCCCUGGAGGCCUGGAUUUCGGGGUGAAUUUCCAGUGUUCAGGGUCCCCCUCAAUGAAGAAUGACCUCCCCUUAAAUUCAUGAUCCCCCCGCUCCUGCACUCCAGGGUUUGAUGCAGUGCCUGGGAACUGGGGUGCUCCACACCAUCUAUCCCCACGAGCUGCUUCUGGGAAAGCUGCCUUGGGGAGUUUUCAGCCCUUGGUGCAUCACACAGCCACGCUUUCCCCUGUGCCAUCCCUCUGAUCCCCCUCCCCGAGUCAGCAAACCCUGAGGGAAGCAGCCCAGGUGGAGCUGCUGAACCCUGUUCAGCUUCUGUUCGACCCUGCCCCCCCCAGCCCACCUCUGGAUGGAAAAUAAGGAAGUGAUUGAUGUUCUCCACGUCUCCCUCCUCCUCAUCCUGCUCUGCAAACCACCCGACACUCACCUGUACCUGCUUGGUUUGACAGCUUUGCUGCCGAGAUGUACAAUUGUAUUUUUUUUUUUUUCAUAGUUGGUUACUUUGGGUUAUUUUUGUUUUGAGCUGAGCUUUUGGGUUUUCUCCCUUCUCUCUUUGUUUAAACCCUUUUCCCCCUUACUUUAUCUCACCCUUUUUUGGUGCUUUGAGGAAUGGUGUUAAUUUCUUUUUUUAAAAAAAAAUUUUUUGCAUGCUUUUUAUUUUUUUUCUGCGUUUCUCCUCCCGGAGAAAGUCCUGAUUUCUGUAUUUUGGGAUAAGGGAGCAUCUGCCCUUUCAAACACAAGGGAGGUGGCUCUGGGGUGGGCUUGGGGCCUCUGGGGAUGAGCUGAGGCUUUGCUGAGGAGGCAAACACACCCCACCUCCCUGUGCCACCUCCUCUGCUUCAUCCAGCACGGGUCUCAUCUGUCCAAAUCCCAUUGUCCCUUUUCCCCUCCCUGCUUCCCUGUCCCACCGUGUUCCCUCUGCAGUGGCAGUUCCCUGGGGAGAACCAGCUUGGCGUUAAGGUGGGCGAGGAUUUUGGCCCGCAUGGGAAGCCCCUCUCCCCCUGUAUUUUUGGGAAUGGUCUGUACCCUCCAACCCCCGUCCUUGAUUCCAAUAAAAUUCACCCUCAAACCUGC